UCAAAAGGCUCGGUUUUCACCUCCGGUGUCGAGUAGCCGCCAUCUUUGUAUCCGUUCAAAUACAAAAAUAAUAUUUAUUUUAAUUCACUAAGUUGAGAAAAUAAUUUGGUAUAGGAACUUAUGUCCGCAGCAUAAGAGCAUUCAUUUGAAGCCUUAUCGAGAUGUCGCUGGUGGAUUUGGGGAAGCGGCUACUUGAGGCUGCACGGAAAGGCCAGGACGAUGAAGUCAGGACACUCAUGGCCAACGGGGCUCCCUUCACCACAGACUGGCUGGGCACAUCUCCGUUGCACCUGGCCGCCCAACACGGACACUAUUCCACCGCCGAGGUGCUGCUCAGAGCAGGUGUCAGCAGGGACGCCCGAACCAAAGUGGACAGGACCCCUCUGCAUAUGGCCGCUUCAGAGGGCCACACCGUCAUCGUGGAUCUAUUAGUCAGGAGUGGAGCAGACAUUAAUGCCAAAGACAUGCUGAAGAUGACUGCUCUCCACUGGGCCGCCCAGAACGGCCACCAAAGGGUAGCGGAGACGCUCGUCAAACAUGGCGCAGAUGUACACGCUCUCAGUAAAUUCGAUAAGACGCCGUUCGACAUCGCAGGAGACAUCCAGAAUGCAGACCUUAUGCUCCUACUACAGGAAGGAAUGCAGAACCAGGUGAACAUGAACGCAGAGGCUGGCAUGACGGGGAGCUCGGCCCAGCCUCAGUUUAUCAUCCAGGGCAUCCCAGGGCUCCAGGGGGGCGUGGUCAACCUGGCGGACCUCCUCAACAACGCUGCCAAGGCCAACUCUGGUAGGCUCCAGGGGGGCGUGGUCAACCUGGCCGACCUCCUCAACAACGCUGCCAAGGCCAACUCUGCAGUUGAAUCUGAGGAAGCCAUAGCAGCCAAUUCUUUGGACCCCAGCAGCAUCCAGCACAUGGUGAACGAGCAAGGUCAAAGGGUUAUCACCAUAGUGACCGACCAACACGGCAACCUGCAGACUGGAGGGCUUGGUCAGCCAUUCUUUGUCACCAUGCAGCACGGACAACAGAUGUUGGCGAUGCCAGCCAAUCAGGUGACAGAGGAGGUGGUUGAUGAGGAACCCCAGCCCCCGCCUUCCCGCAAGAGGAAACUGGAGGCCUCGGCCAACCACAUGGAGUCUGGAGACACGGAGCAGUUACAGAGGCAGCUGCAGGAGGCCAACCGGAAGGCCCAGGAGUACCGGCAGCAGCUGAUGUGCAAGGAGCAGGAAGCAGAGCAGUACCGCAUGAAGCUGGAGGCAAUGUCGCACAGCCAUACCAACGGCACCUCGGAGGAGGUGGUUGGGGGUGAGGAGGAGGUGCAGGAGGAGAUGAUGCUCCAGGAGGGAGACAUCAUCAUCAAGACGGAGGGGCUGGACUCGGCCGAGGAGCAGGUGACGCUGGUGGACUCGGCGCCCUCCCACACCGAGGUCAUCUCAUAAUGUCAGACAGACUGAUGUCACUGACUGAAGGAGAAAUGGACACGUGGACUCAGGCGACAGGCCAGCCUGUUGGUGUUUUCAUAGCUCUUUUGUUAAUUAUUUUCCUGCUAUGUUUUGUUUUUGUACAAUAUUUACUUUUUCUGCCGUUUUAUUUUCCUCAACUGUGUUUAUUUGUGUUUUAUUUUUUUACAAAUAGCGAAGCGAGGAGCUGAAUAUAUUGAUUGAGGAGCAGGAACGGGACCUGCUCAGCCUGUGACUCGGUAAGGUUGCCUAGCUGAAGAACGUCUAUGCUCCCUGGGAAAAACGGGGCCUCGGGCGCUCGGUCUCGGAUAUCUAUGGUGUCUGAGACAUGUCAAUGUUGUGUGGGGAAAUGCAUUUUUCAUGGUUCCAACAGCAUGUCCUAAUGUGACCAAGAUGCACAUCCAAAGUUUAUUAGACACGUCCAUCCAUAGAACCAGAGGGCAGGUCUGUUGGAGAGAACACUGUUUUGUUCAACUCCUUCAGGUCUCAAAAGUCUCCCUCUGCCUCAGUCUUCCAUCCAACCACCCACCACCAUGGGCAAUGGGAAUGGUACUUAAGCAUGCCCAUUUCCUAUUUCAAAAUAAUCCUCUUACAUGAGUAAUGACAGUGCAUGUAGUUGGCAACAGUCAUUCUCCGCAUGUAUUGGGCUCAUCAUUCACAGUGUAAUAUUGAAUUGUUUCAAAGUUGUGAAUGGCAGUGUUUUGCCUUUCGUGGCACCACGUUAAGCUUUGUCCUCUAGUUGUCGUCGGUGCCACUUCCAUAGUGCGGUAGUGAUUGUAGGUUUACUGUUGCACAAGCCACAACUUUCCUCCCGCUGAUGUUGACACAAAGAUAAACUUCCCAUCGUUUUAAUGCCCCCGUGGCUUUAAUCACUAGUAGCCCCACUCCCCAGAGACGGACAGGAAUAAGGGUGUCUCGUAAAAUUAACGAUGUUGAUACACUAUAAACAAAAGUAUGUGGACUCCACUUCAAAUGAGUGGAUGUGGCUUCUUCAGCCACACCCGUUGCUGACAGGAUAUAACAUUGAGCACACAGACAUGCGGUCUCCAUAGACAAACAUUGGCAGUAGAAUGGCCUUACUAAAGAGCUCAGUUGCUUUCAAUGUUUCACUGUCAUAGGAUGCCACCUUAACAAGUCUGUUCAUCAAAUUUCUGCCCUGUUCAAGCUGUCUCGGUCAACUGUAAGUGCUGUUAUUGUGAAGUGAAAAUAUCUAGGCGCAACAACGGCUUAGCCGAGAGGUGGUAGGCCUCACAAGCUCACAAAACGGGACUGCCAAGUGCUGUAGCGCGUAAAAAUUGCCUGUCUUCUCUUGCAACACUCACUACCAAGUUCCAAACUACCUCUGGACGCAACGUCAGCACAAGGACUGUUCGUCGGGAGCUUCAUGAAAUGGGUUUCCAUGGCCGAGCAGCCACGCACAAGCAAGCCUAAGAUCACCAUGCGCAAUGCCAAGCGUUGGGUGGAGAGGUGUAAAGCUCGCCGCCAUUGGACUCUGGAGCAGUGGAAAUGCGUUCUCUGGAGUGAUGAAUCACGCUUCACGAUCUGGCAGUCUGGGUUUGGCGUAUGCCAGGAGGAUGCAACCUGCCUGACUGCAUAGUGUCAACUGUCAAAUCUGGUGGAGGAGGAAUAGUAGUCUCGGACGGGCUCGGCCCCUUAGUUCCAGUGACAGGAAAUCUUAACGCUACAGCAUCCAGUGACAUUCUAGAUGAUUCUGUGUUUCCAACUUUGUAGCAAAGGUGGGGACCAACUCCAUAUUAAUGCCCAUGAUUUUGGAAUGAGCUGUUCGACAAGCAGGUCUCCACAUACUUUUGGUAGUGUGUGUGCGUGUACACACAUUACCAAAAGUUUUUGAGAGGAGUGUACAUCUUGAAUAAUUUGAUUUUUCACCAUGGCUAACUGGGCGGAUGAAAUACACCACCAAUUUUGGUUUCAGAAUUUAAACCCCCUCAGAUAACCCCUAUACUUACCAGCCCCAAUACCUCUACUGCCCCUUUUGAAGUUAUUGGAGGAAGAGGCCUGCUGUUUUGCUGGAAUACCGUUCCUCUGCCCUAUUGCGCUCUCCACUCACCUAUUGUAAACAAAGACUUGUCUCUUCCUUUGUUCAGAAGUCAAUAUUCUUCAUGACUAAUAGUUAUAUUUUAUAAGCUCUCCACAAGCCUUUUUCUUAUGUACAUAUAAAAUGUAUUUUUUUAAGUGUAUCUGAAUGCUAUGGGAUGUAAACUGCCUAUAUAUGAAAUAUAAGCACAUCUUUCAUUUGGCAUCUCUUUGCUAGAUUGUAUAGUUGAACAUGUUUAGUAUGCACCAAUUUGAUGAAUAAUCAUAUUUACCAUGAUUUGACUGUUGUAGCUUUACCUGUCGUUACGCUACUGCUUUCACAGUUGUGGCCACUUGACCGAGCCAUGAAUGACUUGUGUGUACUUUGAUUGCUUUGAUUAAAAAAACGAUAAACUGUCUUUAAAAUGUUAGAACUGGUAUCUGCCACGUGCUUUACUGUGUGUGUUGGAUAACCUCAGUCUUCUCAGAGAUGGAGAACUCGUGGCUCAGUACAAUUUCCUGUUUUAUGCAUUGUUCCAUAUUUUGACCAGCAGGUGGCACUACACUAACGGACUGAGGUCUGUGAAAUGACAUUGAACAGGGAUCAUAUAUCUAUAUUUCUUUCCCUCAAUCCAGUUGUUUUGCUACUAAUACAGCAUGUGGAACAACUGUAGAGUAACCCACAGUGAUAUUGAAGCGUUAUUAAAUACUUAUUUUCUAACUCCCUUAUCGCUAUGACAAGUUGUCAUUUAUGUAAGAAUGCAUUUGUACUUUCUAUCGAGAUAAUAUUAAAUACAAGCUCAAGGGAUGUGGAUCUUGGGUUCAAAGGCCCAGCCACAUUUUAAAGGAAAACUCCACUCAAACUGCUUUUUUGGUGUUUCUAUCAACAAUGGACUGAUAGUUUUUUGGGGGUAAUUUCCCUUCAACUUCCCUCAUUUGAUGCGUGCAUGCCAAGUUCUCCAACUGUUUUGAAUUUGCAAUGUUACACUGCUGCUCAUGGCACUGCAGUGAAGUAACCUCGUGAAGCCUCAAUGUUUAAUCAUUUGACUUUUAUCAUAAAGCAUCUCACCGAAGCAUAUUAUAAUAGAAUAUACCUGAUCCAGAAUUCUUACUAGAUCUCUCUAUUGGGAUACAGUAUAGCAUAUUUUUGUGAUAACAGACAUCACAGCAGACACCAUUUUGAAAUCAACAGAACACUAUUAGGGACUUUCCUCUUGAUAAGGAAUGAUGAUCUUGCCACAAGUUGUGUAAUGAAUAAUGUAGGAUGGUUUUGUAUAAUUGUUUUGUUAUUUCAAGAGAAGUGUAUGGACUAUUUUUAAGCAUCAAAUAAAUGCAAACUCUUUUA
Molecule: messenger RNA, 4836 nt
Organism: Oncorhynchus masou masou (cherry salmon)
Lineage: Eukaryota; Metazoa; Chordata; Actinopteri; Salmoniformes; Salmonidae
Product: GA-binding protein subunit beta-1-like
Exons: 8
Coding region: 162-1436 (424 amino acids)
Biological process (GO): positive regulation of transcription by RNA polymerase II
Cellular component (GO): nucleus
Molecular function (GO): transcription cis-regulatory region binding; protein binding
Source: RefSeq, a predicted model, not a curated record